CAUGGAAAUGGUUACAUGGAGCCGCGCGGCGGCUCUUCAUCUUUUGCCUGAAAUGGAAAGCGCUGCUCCAGAAGUAGACAGGGCUGUGUACAAAUUACUGAUGCUUCUUCACUGCAGGCUUGUGAUUGUUCCAAUACACCGUGACUGAUUGAAGUCACCUUUGUUUUUUUUUUCCUCUCGAGAUAGGUUUUUGUUUUUGACUGCAGUCAUUUUAAUUUUUAAUUUUUAAAAAUAAACAACUGAACUGAACAACGGACCUACAGAGUAAAAGAGGAAAGGCACUCUCGAAGGAGCCCUGUGGGAUAGUUGAUUUGAAACAAAGCCGAGAGGAUGGGAAAGCAGAAUAGUAAACUGCGUCCCGAAGUGCUUCAGGACCUGCGAGAGAAUACAGAAUUCACGGAUCACGAGCUUCAGGAGUGGUACAAAGGCUUCCUUAAAGAUUGCCCUAGUGGACAUUUAACUGUAGAGGAGUUCAAGAAAAUCUAUGCAAACUUCUUUCCAUAUGGAGAUGCUUCAAAGUUUGCAGAGCAUGUGUUCCGUACCUUUGAUACAAAUGCCGAUGGAACAAUUGACUUCAGAGAAUUUAUAAUUGCACUUAGUGUCACAUCCAGAGGGAAGCUGGAACAGAAGUUGAAAUGGGCUUUUAGUAUGUAUGACUUGGACGGAAAUGGGUACAUCAGCCGAAGUGAAAUGCUGGAGAUUGUACAGGCAAUUUAUAAAAUGGUAUCAUCUGUGAUGAAGAUGCCAGAAGAUGAAUCUACACCUGAAAAACGAACAGACAAGAUUUUUAGACAGAUGGACACCAACAAUGAUGGUAAACUAUCUCUUGAAGAAUUUAUAAAAGGUGCCAAGAGUGAUCCCUCCAUAGUUCGACUACUACAGUGUGAUCCAAGUAGUGCAAGUCAGUUCUGACUUUUAAAAGAUUUGCCUGGACAUUAACGAAGAACCACUGGCUUGUCAUUCAAGCUUAGCUUGCAGCAGAUGCCUUUCACUCAUUCCCAAUGGUUUGGUGGACAGAUUCAGUUGUCAGAUUUUAAUGCAUCAUGCAAUAAAGUGGCUGGCAUUCUGCUUUUCUUGCAGUUACAUAAAUGCAGCAAUGGAGCAUUUCAACAGAUAUUCACAAAGUUUAAAGUUAUGUUUACAUGCAAUUGUCUUGACUUUUUUUGAAUGCAGUUAAUGUAUCGGAUGUUUAGCUUCAAUUAAUUAUUAGUACGGAGGGGUUGUAAAUAUUCAAUGAAUGACCGACUAUGGAAAUGUUUAUUUGAGCUGGAUCAUAGUCAGUUGUUGAAACAACAAUGAAUGUAGCUGCCAGCCUAAAAGCUUAUCGUGAAAGCAACUAUAGCUUCUCUGCUUCUAUUCUGUAAGAAAAUUGCUUGCAAUUGAGAAAUGUUGGGCAUUUUUGUAAAAAAAAAAUUCUUGAUGGAAUGUAGUUCAAUAUUGAAAGCAAGUUAUAUAUAUUUAAUGUAAUGCUAUUUAGCCGUCCCUGUAUUUUAUUUCAAGGCUGGCUUGAUACAUAUAUUCAUACAAUUUUUAAUCUUGCUCAGAAGUGACUGAACACAUCAAAAUCAUCAGAACGUUUAAUAUUUGCCUAUUAUGUAAGAUAUAUUGAUCACAAAUUUAAGUUAAUUUUUUAUUAUAAAUCAAGCAAAAUCUGUUUUUAGGAUCGUGUAAAGAAGGCAAAACUCGCAAUUUAUGUUGACAGAAUUAAAUAUUAAAUUUAUUGCUCUAGGGGAUUAUUGGAGCAAGGGGCAUGUUAUCUGAAAGUUAUUCGCUGUUACUGAUGUAUUGCAACAUCCUUUUUGGAAUGUUUCUGUAUUUUCAGCUGCCAGUAGUUCAAAUCUUGUGUACCCCAGUGUUACUAGACAUCUGCCUCCUGCUGAGAAGUGUAGUAAAAUAAAGCCUACCAUUUCUUGUCA
Rhincodon typus (whale shark) is the source of this 1916-nucleotide messenger RNA. RefSeq names its product hippocalcin-like protein 1. The record is from RefSeq and is a predicted model, not a curated record. The coding region runs from base 331 to 912 and encodes 193 amino acids. NCBI's taxonomy places the organism in Eukaryota, Metazoa, Chordata, Chondrichthyes, Orectolobiformes, Rhincodontidae. The transcript has 4 exons. Gene Ontology annotation, molecular function: calcium ion binding.